Morchella sextelata is the source of this 1545-nucleotide messenger RNA. RefSeq lists its product as uncharacterized. The transcript is spliced from 2 exons. The coding region runs from base 1 to 1545 and encodes 514 amino acids. NCBI's taxonomy places the organism in Eukaryota, Fungi, Ascomycota, Pezizomycetes, Pezizales, Morchellaceae. The record is from RefSeq and is a predicted model, not a curated record.
AUGUCUCCCAUGAGCAAGAUCACCGCCGUUCUCUGCUAUGCACUCCUCUUAACUUCAGUGGCUGCGGACCAUGCAGUAUCACGAAGAGAUGUCCAUGAUAUCAAACGAAGAGAAAUUAUUGAUUUCGACCGUCGUUCAAUUGCAAAUCAACCCAUCUUCGAGCGGGCCUUUCUACAUAAGCGUGAGCCAAUUUUCGGCGCAAUCGCAAAAGUAGCAGUAAAGGGAGCAGCAAAGGGAGCCGCAAAAUCAGCGCCCAAAGCGGCAGCAAAAUCAGCGCCCAAAGCAGCAGCGAAGGCGGCGCCCAAAGCAGCAGCAAAGAAGACCCCGCCUGCUGCAAAGAAGACCCCACCAAAGACCCCGCCGAAGACCAAUGCGGCAAAGAAGACCGCACCAAAGACCGCACCAAAGAACAACGCGGCAAAGAAGACCGCACCAAAGACCGCACCAAAGAACAACGCGGCAAAGAAGACCGCACCAAAGAAGACCGCACCAAAGACCGCACCAAAGACCGCACCAAAGAAUAACGCGGCGAAGAAGACCCCGGCGAAGAAGACCCCGCCAAAGAACAACGCGGCGAAGAAGACCCCGGCAAAGAAGACCCCGCCAAAGAAUAACGCGGCGAAGAAGACCCCGCCAAAGAACAACGCGGCGAAGAAGACCCCGGCGAAGAAGACCCCGCCAAAGAACAACGCGGCGAAGAAGACCCCGGCAAAGAAGACUCCGCCAAAGAAUAACGCGGCGAAGAAGACCCCGGCGAAGAAGACCCCGCCAAAGAAUAACGCGGCGAAGAAGACCCCGGCAAAGAAGACUCCGCCAAAGAAUAACGCGGCGAAGAAGACCCCGGCAAAGAAGACUCCGCCAAAGAAUAAGGCGGCGAAGAAGACCCCGGCAAAGAAGACCCCGCCAAAGAAUAACGCGGCGAAGAAGACCCCGCCAAAGAGCAACGCGGCGAAGAAGACCCCGGCGAAGAAGACCCCGCCAAAGAACAACGCGGCGAAAAAGACCCCGCCAAAGAAGACUCCGCCAAAGAACAACGCGGCAAAGAAGACCCCGGCAAAGAAGACCGCACAGAAGAAGACACCGGCGAAGAACACUCCAAAGAACACUCCAAAGAACACUCCAAAGAACACUCCAAAGAACACUCCAAAGAACACCCCAAAGAACACCGGAAACAGAAAUAACAAGCAGAAUACCGGAAACAGAAACAACAACAAUCGAAACAAGCAGAAUACCGGAAACAGAAAUAACAACAAUCGAAACAAUCGAAACAAUCAGCAAAACAAUCAGCAGAACAAUCAGCAAAACCAACCCAGCCAAUGGAAUAACCCCGACACCGUAUUCCAAGGUGUUGAUGCCCUCACAAAUGUCGUCGGCACUGGUAUUAGUCUUAACCAGCAGGCCCAACAAGCACCGCCUGCUGCUGACCCUGCUGCUGCUGCUGCUGCUGCUGCUGCUGCUGACCCUGCUGUUGCUGAACCUGCCGCUGCCGAACCUGCCGCUGCGGACCCUGCUGCUGUAGAGGACCCUAACGCACAGCCGGUCUAA